GAGGGCGUAAUAUCCAAGAUGGCAGCGCCCAUGAAUGAUCAUGCCACCAGUGCGAUGCCAUCAGAGACAGCAGAAAAGGACGAAAGAACUGAAUCCAGCCAAUCAAAUAUAGACAAAAGAAGCUGGAAUGAAAGGAGAAAACACUUAAAUUGUAUUGAAAGGGCAGAUUUUGCUUGCAAACACAAUCCUUAUGUAAAAUUCAUGCUUGUUGCCAUGGAACAAAUUGGAUGCCCAGUGGAUCUAGAUACACACAUAGUGUGUGAGCCGUGUGCUAGUGACAGUCCUGUCAAUGGAGGCUUUGAUCCCGUUAAUGGUCAGAUUGUUUUAUGUGAAAACAAGAGCCCUUCCCAAAGAAUAUUGAGUACGCUUCUCACCCACGAGCUGAUACAUGCGUACGAUCACUGUAGAGCCAAAGUGGACUGGACGGAUAUAAGACAUGUUGCUUGUUCAGAGAUAAGAGCUUCCAGUUUGAGUGGUGAUUGUUCUUUCUUGAGUGAUAGUCUUUACAGCUGGAACUUCAGAUUUAAGAAUCAUCAUCAGACUUGUGUGAAGAGAAGAGCUAUUGGUUCCAUAUUGGCGGUCAGGGACGUUUCUCGAGAGGUUGCAGAGAAAGCCGUCGAUGAUGUCUGGGAGACAUGCUUCAAAGACUAUGCACCUUUCACCUGUAUACCAAGGAGACCAGCUGACCUGAAAUCAGCAUCACAUGAUCAAUCACAUGACCAGAAAACUGCUUUUCCACCAAAAAGAUAACACAUGGUUAGACAACCUAUUUGAACUGAAAUGGUUUUGCAGAUGGAUGUGCUUGUGGUAUGUGUUGUAUCACACAAGGAUAAUAAAAUAAUGAUUGACAAUCUGAAGAAAGAUUGAACAUUUAUCAUUACUGAUUUCUUGAAGAAAUUUAUGGUGCCAUAAGACUCAAGCAGAUGCUGCUGAGAAAUGUAUUAGAAUGCAUGAAUUCAAUAUGAACAGGUUCUUGUAGUCCUUAUAUUUCACUUCUAUUUUUAUUUACUGAUGUUCACACUGCUUUCUUUAGGUAUUCAAAACGCAAUAGUUGGAACGACCCUAUUCUUAUAUUCCUGCUCUUUUGUACUGACAAAAUACAAAGUUUGCAUGUUAAUUUUAUAUGAUGAUUUACACUUCCUCAAUUUUUUUAUCCUCUUCUGUAUGCAAAUACUUCCCAAUGACAUGAAUAGAUGACUUGUGAAUAUUUGGCAUGAAUGAUAUCAUGAAUUAACUUGGCUGUGGAAAUAUUGGAAUUUACUCUCUGUGAUAAAAAAAUGACUGAAUAAUAUCAAUUUCCACCAGAGAUAAUUUAGAUCAUUUGAAUUCAUGUACAUAACAGGGUAUGCUUUAUGGUAUUCAUUAGUAAGUUACUUCAGCACAAUGACAAUGAGACACAGGUGCCCCAUAUUCAACAAUAUGGUUUGAUUAUGGUCUAAAUCAGUAGUCUUACUAUGGAAUGAUAGAUGUGGCACAAAUCAUUAACUUUAGAUGUUCACUUCAUCAGAUCAUUUGGCAUUGUAACCACUCAAAGCCGUAAACGACAACUAGAUUUGUUACAUAUUUGCUUAAUACAAUGUUUAUUUGCUUUCGUCUUAUGCAUUGUAAAGUGCUCAGAAAACCACUCCAGGUUUUGUGCUUUUAAAAUUAUUCUUAAGUUAUAUCAGAGUACAAAUCACGGGCCAAUAUGAACUUGAUGACUGGUUUUGUUUUUGUUCAUGCAAUUUGACAAGUCUUGAUUUUAUUUUCUCUUGCCUUAUUAAUCUCUUUAAUGAGUAAAAGUGAAGAGAGAAAAGAUUAUAUUAGCUGCAUUUUAUUUCCUACAAUCAAAAGGGGCAAUUUUUUGCAAUUGUGUGCAAUUUGUGAGCAUGAUUCUUAUGUUUUUGUAUUCAUUUACAGCACACACAGGAGCUAAAAACCGGAGAUAGAGAUAUAGCGUCUUCUUUACAAGACACUUACUUAUGCAGUUUCUCAUUAUCCAGAGUAAGAAAGAAAAAAUAUGCUGACUUAAUUGAUACCAUUUUCCAGUGCAGUAUGUAUUACACGCUCUAAAUUGGCAGUGGAAAUAAAAUCUGUUUAAAAAUGCAAAUUGCCAACAAA
Molecule: messenger RNA, 2100 nt
Organism: Lytechinus pictus (painted urchin)
Lineage: Eukaryota; Metazoa; Echinodermata; Echinoidea; Temnopleuroida; Toxopneustidae
Product: mitochondrial inner membrane protease ATP23 homolog
Exons: 6
Coding region: 19-750 (243 amino acids)
Biological process (GO): mitochondrial protein processing; mitochondrial proton-transporting ATP synthase complex assembly
Molecular function (GO): metalloendopeptidase activity
Source: RefSeq, a predicted model, not a curated record